Messenger RNA from Orbicella faveolata, 489 nucleotides. Its product is annotated as achaete-scute homolog 1b-like. The record is from RefSeq and is a predicted model, not a curated record. Lineage: Eukaryota; Metazoa; Cnidaria; Anthozoa; Scleractinia; Merulinidae.
AUGGAUAUUAAACGCGCCCAGGAUUUCGAGGUUUCUAAAGAGAGCGUGUCUGAAUUGUUGAAACUAUCUGUUGAAUCUACACGACGUGAUUUAAAGGCAAAAGACCUCUUGCUACUCGGCAGGAAAAGGUCUCGACCAACGGACGAGUGCAAAGACGGCGAACUUAUCAGGAAACGUUCAAAAAAGAAAACGUGCGUUACCGCGAGUCUAGCGUUUCAAAUGGAACCCUCCGCAGUGGCGAGGAGAAACGAGCGCGAGCGAAACAGAGUUCGAAUGGUGAACGACGGAUUUUCGUGCCUCCGACAGCAUAUUCCUUAUUUCCCAGACAAAAAGAAACUGUCCAAAGUAGAGACUCUACGGUCUGCAGUGGCUUAUAUAAAACAUCUACAAGAUCUUAUAACUGAACACGAUUCCAUGACGGCCGAAUCGGUGGCGAACACGGAAAACGAGUGCAAAAACAUGACAACAUGGGUUGCGGGACAGACAUGA